GUAUCCAAUCGCAGCAGACACAUGACAGCUAACAGCGGUUAGCAUUGAAGGCUGCAUCAAGCUAACUGGAGGCGAUGCCGCCAACACCGGAAGUAAGGAGCAAUAAAUCUGACCGGAACCAGUAUCGUAAGCGUGGCUGCUUUGCCCCAGGUCAGAAGCCCAACGUGGAGGAGAGGAUGUGGGUAUGCUGACAUCUGCAAGCCAGAGGUUUGACUGGAGACGACCGCAGGCAGACUGACAAACAACGGCCUUAGCAACUUCAAGAAACUCCGAGACAUGUAACUUGUUUUUGAAGAGGCUUUUGUCCUGUGGGGCACCCUGAAGCUCAGCCAGUCCCGUUGCCGGGCUUCUCGUCAUGAGGGGGCGUUGCUCUCGAAAACUUGGUGUGCUGGCCAAGGCAGGUGUGCUGCUCUGGGUGCUGUGGCUGGGCUACAUUCUGUUAGCAGGCUCCCCGUUCCCCUCCUCUUCCACUGUAGAGGAAGAUGAAGAAGGCCGCAAUGUUCGGGCGAAACAGCGGUCCUUGGAUGAGGCUGCGGCUGAUGGUCAGCUGGCUAGGCCCCUCUACAGUAAACCAGCACCAGACAGCAACGCGAUGGGGGAGUGGGGGCGGGCCACACACCUCAACCUCAGCCCUGAGGAGAAGAAACUUGAGCAGGACAGUGUGGAGCGAUAUGCCAUCAAUAUCUACGUCAGUGAUAAGAUCUCCCUCCACCGGCACAUCCAGGACCACAGGAUGAAUGAAUGCCGAAGUAAGAAGUUUGACUACCGGCGAUUACCCACCACCUCUGUGAUCAUCGCCUUCUACAACGAGGCGUGGUCCACCCUGCUGAGGACCAUUCACAGCGUCCUGGAGACCACGCCCGCCACCCUGUUGAAGGAGAUCAUCCUCAUCGAUGACUACAGUGACCGAGUGUACCUGAAAUCUCAACUGGCCCAACACAUCAGUGAAGUCAAUCGCGUGCGACUCAUUCGCACCAAGAAGAGGGAGGGUCUGGUGCGGGCUCGUCUCAUCGGGGCCACCUACGCUACGGGUGACGUGCUGACAUUUCUCGAUUGCCACUGUGAGUGCGUCCCUGGCUGGAUUGAGCCUCUGCUUGAAAGGAUUGCUGAGAAUGCCAGUACCAUCGUGUGCCCUGUGAUCGACACCAUUGACUGGAACACAUUUGAGUUUUACAUGCAAACAGACGAGCCAAUGAUCGGAGGCUUCGACUGGAGACUCACCUUUCAGUGGCACUCGGUCCCUGAAGUGGAACGCAAGAGGCGAAAGUCUCGCAUAGACCCCAUCAGGUCUCCGACAAUGGCAGGUGGAUUAUUCGCUGUGAGCAAAGCCUACUUUGAGUAUCUGGGCACGUAUGACAUGGGCAUGGAGGUGUGGGGGGGAGAAAACCUGGAGCUCUCCUUCAGGGUGUGGAUGUGUGGAGGCAGCCUGGAGAUUCACCCCUGCUCCCAUGUGGGCCAUGUGUUCCCUAAGAAGGCCCCUUAUGCCCGGCCCAACUUCCUCCAGAAUACCGUACGAGCUGCAGAAGUUUGGAUGGACUCUUAUAAACAACACUUCUACAACAGGAAUCCCCCUGCCAAAAAGGUAAGACAGUUACAAAUGAAACCGACACAAGUUUUUAAACAGUGUGUCUAGCUGGGGCCUGGUGCU
This is a messenger RNA of Notothenia coriiceps (black rockcod), 1648 nucleotides long. Its product is annotated as polypeptide N-acetylgalactosaminyltransferase 4-like. Gene Ontology annotation, cellular component: Golgi apparatus. Gene Ontology annotation, biological process: protein O-linked glycosylation. Gene Ontology annotation, molecular function: polypeptide N-acetylgalactosaminyltransferase activity. The record is from RefSeq and is a predicted model, not a curated record. Bases 356 to 1633 code for a protein of 425 amino acids. The transcript is spliced from 8 exons. Lineage: Eukaryota; Metazoa; Chordata; Actinopteri; Perciformes; Nototheniidae.